Staurois parvus is the source of this 299-nucleotide messenger RNA. Lineage: Eukaryota; Metazoa; Chordata; Amphibia; Anura; Ranidae. The record is from the annotation of a GenBank genome assembly.
CUGCAGAGACUGACUGCGGACACAGUACAGGGAUGACCAGAGACUGCGGACAGACAGGGGAUGACCAGAGACUGCACACAGUACAGGGAUGACCAGAGACUGCGGACACAGUACAGGGAUGACCAGAGACUGCGGACACAGUACAGGGAUGACCAGAGACUGCGGACACAGUACAGGGAUGACCAGAGACUGCGGACACAGUACAGGGAUGACCAGAGACUGCGGACAUACAGGGAUGACCAGAGACUGCGAAAGACAGAUGACCAGAGACUGCAGUACAGAUGACUGCUGACCUUUGG